GUAUCUCUGGGACCGUUGCUAUUGAUGAAUUUGGUGACAGAAUUGCUGACUUUGACUUUUUACACAUGGCGGAUCCUGUUUCAAAAACUUUCAAUAUCGUUGGAGUGUUCCAGGGUUCCACUCAGGAAUACAAGGCUAUUGUUGGAAUAGAAAUCAUGUGGCCAAACGGACUGCCAGUGGACAUGCCUGCUUGUGGAUAUGAAAAUGAACUUUGUAUCAUUGAUGAGAACGACGAUUCCAAGUUGGUUCUUCCGUUGAGUCUUUCAUUAUCCAGUGUACUUUUGGUGGGAAUGGCUGCGUCAAUUUUUAUCUACAGGAAAGUACAGUCUAAAAUAGAAAGUGGGAAAACCCCUUGGUUGAUAACCUGGUCGGAGGUGGUUUUAUCAAAGACGGACAAGAAGGGAUCGAUCUUGUCUAAGUCCAGACUGUCGCUGGCCUCCGCGGGGACGGACGUCACCCAUCAGCAGUUGUUUACCUCGGUCGGACACUGCAAGGGAAACAUUGUUGCUAUCAGGAAACUUUCCAUACCGACAGUGGAGCUCAAUAGAAAGACAUUAAUAGAAUUUCACAAAUUAUACAGCAUGCAGCACCAGAACCUAGCACGAUUUGUAGGAGCGUGUUUAGAGCCAGACAACUGUGCAAUACUAAUGGAAUACUGCUCUAGAGGCAGUCUGCAGGACAUUAUAGAAUAUGACGAUAUCAAUCUCGACUGGACCUUUCGAUAUUCUCUUAUCUGGGAUAUAAUAAAGGGUAUGCAGUACGUUCAGAACAGCCCCCUGAAGUAUCACGGACGAUUAAGCAGUACAAACUGUGUGAUAGAUAGUCGAUUCAUGUUAAAACUGACUGACUUCGGUAUCCCAAGUGUGUAUUCAACAGAACGGCAAUUUGUCCUGAAGAAUAAGGAAAUCAACUACAACAAGUUGUUGUGGACUGCUCCAGAAAUUCUAAGAGAAGAUGUAUCCAAGUUGAAUAGUCUGAGCGCACAUGUAUACCAGAAGGGUGAUAUAUACGGUUUUGGUAUUAUACUACAGGAAAUUGCCACGAGAAACACACCUUAUGCCGACAUGAACUUGAACGCAGAUGAUAUCAUACGACGUGUGACUGAAGUUUCCUCGAUCCCAUUUCGCCCUAACAUGUCCGUGACCGAUUGUUGUAGAGAACUGCAACAUCUCAUUCAGAUAUGUUGGGACGAAGUUGCAAACCAAAGACCGACCUUUGAUACCAUUGCUUGUGAUUUCAAAAAGAUCAAUUCGUCAAAUUCUAGUAACAUUAUGGAUAACCUACUGAAGCGUAUGGAACAAUAUGCCGAUAAUCUAGAGACGCUUGUACAAGAACGAACUGACGCCUACCUCGAGGAGAAGAAAAAGGCAGUAGAACUACUACACAGACUUUUACCAGCGUCUGUGGCAGAUCAGUUAGAAGCUGGACAUAACGUACUACCAGAAUCAUAUGACUGUGUGACCAUCUACUUCAGUGAUAUUGUAGGCUUCACAAACAUAGCAGCACAAAGUUCCCCGAUGCAGGUCAUUACAUUAUUGAACGAGCUGUAUACACAAUUUGACAAGGUAAUUGGUAAACUGGAUGUCUACAAGGUCGAAACGAUAGGAGACGCGUAUAUGGUAGUGUCUGGUUUACCUACACGGAACGGAAACCUUCAUGCAACCAAUAUUGCAAAAAUGGCAUUGGAGAUCCGACACACUGUCAAGUCAUUCUGUAUUAAACAUCUCCCAGAUACUAGCCUGAUGAUCAGGAUAGGCCUUCACUCAGGGUCAGUGGUAGCUGGAGUAGUUGGCCUGACCAUGCCUCGAUACUGCUUAUUCGGAGAUACGGUGAACACAGCGUCACGGAUGGAAUCGACUUCGGAAGCACUUCGCAUUCAGAUAUCCUGUGAAACCAAAAAGAUUCUCGACAUUUUCAACCAAUAUCAAAUAGAAGAAAGAGGAGAGGUCGAAAUUAAGGGAAAGGGACCAAUGCAGACGUUUUGGUUGAUUGGUACAAAAGAAAAAGCGGACGAAACUACGAAAUAA
Ylistrum balloti is the source of this 2027-nucleotide messenger RNA. Its product is annotated as atrial natriuretic peptide receptor 1-like. The transcript is spliced from 17 exons. Gene Ontology annotation, biological process: intracellular signal transduction; protein phosphorylation; cGMP biosynthetic process. The annotation marks the transcript as partial. Lineage: Eukaryota; Metazoa; Mollusca; Bivalvia; Pectinida; Pectinidae. Gene Ontology annotation, molecular function: protein kinase activity; guanylate cyclase activity; peptide receptor activity. The record is from RefSeq and is a predicted model, not a curated record.